CCUGAGAGGCUUUUUCAGGGGUGCUCGUCGGCAAAACCUCCCCAAAGGAACAGCGUUGCUCAGCACCGCUUCGGACAUCAAUAUUCGGCAGAGGCAAGCCAAGCAGAACAUCCACCUAUUUGGCUAUUUCCAUUCGCAUCUUGGGACUCUGGAACUGUUUCUGUAUCAUCAUAAGAAAUGCCAAGGGAGAAGAGCCCCGGCUUGAAAAUCCUGUGGCUCUGGACCCUGGGCACUGCCGCCAUACUCGUCACGAGUGUUGUUCGGAAUAGGCUGCGAGAUAUGGAGAGCCUCAUGAAUGCUCAACAACAAGAACCCAUUCCCUCUGAUACGCUUCUGGUUGACACGGUGCCGGGGUCUGAGGAUGUUGUGCGAGAAGACACAUCAUAGGGUUUUGAGAACACUGUGUGCGGCCUGUUUGUUGAAUGUUCUGAAUGCGACUGCGAAUUUCUGUUCUGGCUUUGUUCAUGAGUUUGGCUUCCUUUCGAAGGAUUUCAUUCCGGUCGUUUGUGUGUUUUUGGUAGUUGUAGAUGGAACUGUGGAUAAAUGAGUAUUUCUUUCUAGGGUUAAGCUGCUUUGCCACAGAUUGGAAACGGAGCCUAAUGGUAGAGUUGGCUUGUGAGGGUGCAUAUUGAAAAUCGAAUUUAAACCCCCAAGUGUUGUGUUAUAAAUCAUCUUAAUUUUGUUUUGUACUUGUUGAAGCUUUACAACUGUAAUUGUUAGUUGGUUCCAACUGUUGAGCCGCUUGGCAGC
This is a messenger RNA of Juglans microcarpa x Juglans regia, 750 nucleotides long. RefSeq lists its product as uncharacterized. Bases 178 to 387 code for a protein of 69 amino acids. The record is from RefSeq and is a predicted model, not a curated record. NCBI's taxonomy places the organism in Eukaryota, Viridiplantae, Streptophyta, Magnoliopsida, Fagales, Juglandaceae. The transcript has 3 exons.